AUGUUUGCUUUCUUUCAGGACCUCGGACUCCCUACCAUGGAUAUCCAGGUUGUCAAUGACAACGCCAAGUCCCAUGCUCCAUUUCCUUCCGCUGGUUCCAUGACGUUGUCCCACACUGAUCUUUCCCUUUCAUCUCACAGUGGACGACGAGAGCAGUGCCGUUGGGACAGUGAAGGAAGCAGCAGCUCGUUGCAGUCUCCCACGUCUGCCAUGGCGUUUCACUUUCGCAGUCGGUCUCAAAAGAAAUCACCACUGGACCAACGCCGACAGUCCCGAUCCCUUAAUCGUUGGAACAGCUUUCCCAAGAGUGACGAAUGCUGCAGCGAUGGCAGCGGCAGUGACAGUGACGACACUACGAGCAGCAGCAACUGCCGGUGGUCUGGUGGUACGGAUCCCUUUGAACAAAGUCCUGAUCAAUUGAGACGCACUCGCAGUCAUCUCCAGAGAAAGAGGGGUCUGCCCCCCAGAAAGCCUACCCCUCGACGUAGUAGCCUGAACCGCGGAGAGAGUGACUCCAGCGUCGUCUCUACCAAGUUUGUUUCCAAUGCAAGGAGAAUCCGAAGCUGGCCUUCAUCAUCCAGGGACUCACGGCUCCCGGCCUUGCCCUCGUCGCUGGAUGACUGCGCCAGUGCUGCGGAUCAACAGUAA
Molecule: messenger RNA, 648 nt
Organism: Seminavis robusta
Lineage: Eukaryota; Bacillariophyta; Bacillariophyceae; Naviculales; Naviculaceae
Source: the annotation of a GenBank genome assembly